Microthlaspi erraticum is the source of this 228-nucleotide messenger RNA. NCBI's taxonomy places the organism in Eukaryota, Viridiplantae, Streptophyta, Magnoliopsida, Brassicales, Brassicaceae. The record is from the annotation of a GenBank genome assembly.
AUGCGCCCGCCGCCCGAUUGCCGACCCUCAGUAGGAGCUUCGGCUCCCAAAGGCACGUGUCGUUGGCUAAGUCCGUUCGGCGGAAGCGCCGUUCGGACCGCCUUGAAUUAUAAUUACCACCGAGCGGCGGGUAGAAUCCUUUGCAGACGACUUAAAUACGCGACGGGGUAUUAUCCCAUUCACUAUCCUAUUUCAGGACGUGGGGAGGAAGGGAGGAAGGAAGGAUGA